Messenger RNA from Drosophila subobscura, 863 nucleotides. RefSeq names its product brachyurin. Gene Ontology annotation, biological process: proteolysis. The transcript is spliced from 2 exons. The record is from RefSeq and is a predicted model, not a curated record. Bases 31 to 843 code for a protein of 270 amino acids. Gene Ontology annotation, molecular function: serine-type endopeptidase activity. NCBI's taxonomy places the organism in Eukaryota, Metazoa, Arthropoda, Insecta, Diptera, Drosophilidae.
GUGCUAGGCACAAGCCAUAAAUCAGUUGAAAUGAUUCUUCAGUUGGUUGUGUGUCUGUUGGCGCAGCUGAGUCUGGGCUUUGGCCAGGAUCGGGGCUCUCUGCGCAUAAUGAAUGGAACCAUAGCGAGGGAUAAGCAAUUCCCCUACCAGGUGGGUUUGCUUUGCUACUUUGCUGACUCGCCGAAUGAACCGAAUCUGUGUGGCGGCACAAUUAUCAGCAAACGUUGGAUCCUCACAGCAGCCCAUUGCCUGCAGGACCCAAGCUCUGAACUCCAGAAAGUAAUUGUCUACGUGGGAAGUCUAUCAGUCCACGAGAGUGCAGCAUAUGUGGUCAGGAAGAGCGCCACCAUCGUCCAUAAGCAGUUCAACCGCAAAAUUGUAGCCAAUGACAUUGCAUUGAUUAAGCUGCCAAGGGAUCUAACGUUUAAUGCUCGCAUACAGCCGGCAAGAUUGGCCAACCCAAAGGAUAGCUAUGUGGGCAGGACGGCCAUUAUAUCCGGCUGGGGUCUGACCACCAAGCAGGAGGCCAGCAGAGUGCUCCAGUACAUCAGAGCUCCGAUCUUGAGCAACAAGGAAUGCGAGAAGCAAUGGAACAAGCAGCUCAAAGGGAAGAGCAGGAAGCUCGUGCUGGACUCCUUCAUAUGCAUUGAUUCCCGGGCGGGUCUGCCGUGUCGCGGCGACUCUGGCGGUCCGCUGGUGCUCGAUGAUGGCUCUAAGACGCUGGUGGGGAUUGUCUCGCACGGCUAUGAUGACAAGUGUCUGGUGACACUGCCAGAUAUCCUGACGCGUGUCUCUUCGUUUCUGAGCUGGAUUACAGAGCAAACUGGUGGCUUGGGGCAAUAAAAAACGAAUCUCUUUUCAAA